Molecule: messenger RNA, 1065 nt
Organism: Colossoma macropomum (tambaqui)
Lineage: Eukaryota; Metazoa; Chordata; Actinopteri; Characiformes; Serrasalmidae
Product: inhibitor of nuclear factor kappa-B kinase subunit alpha
Biological process (GO): tumor necrosis factor-mediated signaling pathway; positive regulation of transcription by RNA polymerase II; peptidyl-serine phosphorylation
Cellular component (GO): cytoplasm; IkappaB kinase complex
Molecular function (GO): IkappaB kinase activity; ATP binding
Source: RefSeq, a predicted model, not a curated record
GUUUCGAUUUCGAGGCUAACGCUAACCAGCUAGUUAGCUGUCUGUUGGGUGUUUAUCAACAGCGCUUGUUCUUCAGAUCUUUGUAGAGAUUCUUUAUUUUCAGCCUCGUAAUAUAUUUCUUUGUUUUUCCACCGACUGCCAUCUGGCACGGUUUUCGUUUUUUUGCGACAAGCGGGGGUAUGAAGUUAAUUUUUGUAAGCUAGCUGCGUUGCUAACUGGAGUUACCUAAUUGACUGCUGCAUCACAUCAAGUUGUUUACGUACAGCUGGCUAACGUAGCUAGCUAACUAGUUAGCUAUUUAGCAAGGCAAUUUUCGCAAGGUUUCGCCAUGAUGAAAUGGAUAUCGCCGCUUUUCUUUGUAAAUUGACAUAUUCCGUUAUCUUCAAAUCUCGACAUCACAUGAGUUUGGUUCCAUCAAGCUAGCGACACAGAUUGGUGAAUUAACCUAAGCUAAGAAAGGAUGGAGAAACCCCCUUUCAAACAGACUCAAGUUUGUGGACUUUGGACGAUGAAGGAGAGGCUUGGAACCGGAGGGUUUGGUCAUGUCUAUCUGUAUCAACAUCAGGAAACGUCUGAGAAAAUUGCUGUGAAACUCUGUCGGCUUGAGCUCAAUGUUAAAAACAAAGACAGAUGGAGUAGGGAGAUUCAGAUCAUGAAAAAAUUGAACCACCUUAAUGUGGUGACGGCCAGGGACGUACCUGAAGAGAUGAAACACAUUGCAUUGAAUGACUUGCCUCUUUUAGCCAUGGAGUACUGUUCCAGGGGAGAUCUUCGUAAGUUGUUAAGCAAACCUGAAAAUUGCUGUGGCUUGAAAGAAAGUGAGGUGCUGUCCUUACUCAACGAUGUCGGUUCAGGAAUUCAGUAUCUCCAUGCAAACAAAAUCAUUCACAGAGAUUUAAAACCAGAGAAUAUUGUACUCCAAGACAUUAAUGGAAAGCUGGUCCACAAGAUAAUAGACCUGGGCUAUGCGAAAGAUUUGGAUCAAGGGAGCCUUUGCACAUCGUUUGUGGGCACUCUUCAGUAUCUGGCCCCAGAGCUAUUUGAGAGCAAACCGUACACAGUCAC